UCUACUUCCCAAUUCCUCACAACCCAAAACCAAGCCUAACGUCUCCCAUACAGCGCCUAACAGCCAAGCCCAGCAAACAAUGAAGCCUCAUGCUCGGCUUGCAUUAUUCUUCUCCUUCUCCUUCGUCGCUCUCUUUGCCUUCACCAGAGCUGAGUAUAUAUAUGACUCAGACGGUGACAUCGUUAACAACGGAGGCAAUUACUACUUAUCGCCGCCAUCUGGUUAUGGAGGUGUAGCAACUGCUACCAUUAACAGGGGUCACAUCCUUUCGUGCUUGCUGGCCGUCUCUGCAACAUUAAAUCAAGGCUACGCAGCAAAAAUUGCAACACCAUAUCCUUUGAAGUACAUCACUAACGACUAUCCUUUAAACAUAUCGUUUGCUGAUUUGCCGUCAAACGCGUGCACUCACUCACCCAGUUGGACGGUCGCCGAUAUCUAUGGCAAUGACGUAGAUUCAGUGAUGGUUGGGAAUCCUCAAGAAUUUUUUAUUCCACGUUCUGGCAAUUUCUACAUCAAGAAACAUGACUCUGAGUCUUAUAAGUUUGCGUUCUGUUAUUCCACAUCUUCGUGUGGAUAUGUUACUUCGUGGAUUGAUGCCCUUCUCCGAACCGCUCGUUUGUUUGUCACACAGGACAGGAGCGUACAGCCAUUCGUUUUCAAGCUUGUCAAAGCAACUAGUAACGACGUUGCUUCCGGCAUUUCAAUGGUCGUGUGAAUCCGUAUCCAUAGCAAACACCUCUGGGCUUCCUAGUUAUCUUUCUCCAGAGUGUGUGAAAAUAAUUUAGUUUGUGAGAUUCCCAUCUUUGUUGUACCACGAGAAUAAAAGUUGAGUGGGUUCAACUCAAGUAGAUCUACUUGUUCUUUACUUUCGUUAUCUGCUUGUUGCUUGUUAAUCGUUACUUUAUGUUAAUUGAUUACAAAUUUAGUA
Molecule: messenger RNA, 928 nt
Organism: Prosopis cineraria
Lineage: Eukaryota; Viridiplantae; Streptophyta; Magnoliopsida; Fabales; Fabaceae
Product: factor Xa inhibitor BuXI-like
Exons: 1
Coding region: 80-715 (211 amino acids)
Molecular function (GO): endopeptidase inhibitor activity
Source: RefSeq, a predicted model, not a curated record